This is a messenger RNA of Penicillium diatomitis, 1755 nucleotides long. Its product is annotated as flavin-containing monooxygenase. The transcript is spliced from 5 exons. The coding region runs from base 1 to 1755 and encodes 584 amino acids. Gene Ontology annotation, molecular function: flavin adenine dinucleotide binding; N,N-dimethylaniline monooxygenase activity; NADP binding. The record is from RefSeq and is a predicted model, not a curated record. NCBI's taxonomy places the organism in Eukaryota, Fungi, Ascomycota, Eurotiomycetes, Eurotiales, Aspergillaceae.
AUGACAAUCAGAGUAGCAGUCAUAGGCGGCGGUCCUGGCGGUCUCGUAGCUCUCAAGACACUGCUUGAAGCAUCGACUGCAGACCACCCGAUUGAAGCAUGCUUAUUCGAGUCCGAGGCUGAUAUUGGAGGCACCUUCAACUAUCGAGCCUAUGAAAACGCAGAACUUGUCAGCAGCAAGCAGUUGACCACCUUUUCAGACCAUCGACUGCCACUCAAUAGUCCAGAUCAUGUGUCACUUCCAGGCUAUGUGGAUUAUCUUCGCUCCUAUGUGGCAAAAUUCCGUCUCGAGGCGCACAUGAGACUCAACUGCCCGGUCGUUUCUGUGGAGCGAGCACCUGACGACUCGAAAUGGAAACAUCGAGUCAAGUACCUUGACAGAGCAGAUCCGGAGAAUGAGCAAGAAAGAGACUAUGAGUGCUCUCACAUUGCAGUAUGCACUGGGCUCCACGUCGAGCCGAACAUCCCGACUAUCCCAGGCAUCGAACACAUCAAAGGAGAUGUGUUCCACUCAUCUCAAUAUAAAGGGCGAUCCCAGGUGGCAGGCCGUAACGUGCUGGUCCUUGGAUGUGGCGAAACGGCAAUGGAUAUUGCUUACGAGUCCAUCAAAGCUAAUGCGCAAUCGGUAACCAUGUGUUUCCGUACUGGGUUCCUCUCAUUCCCUAAGCAACUGAGUCGCUUCCAGGUCUUUGGAAAGACUUUCAAGGGAGGGUUGCCCAUCGAUGGUCUCAUCACCAAUCUUUUCGAAACCGCUUACGUCCAUCGGGCCAUUGCGCAAAGCAGGCUGCGAUGGUUUGUUUCAGACUUUGUCAUCAAGCGUGUGCUUUGGUUCCUCACUGGAACUCAAGCAGGCAUGAAUCAGCACGUCGGUGGUCUUCCCCAAGAACGUCUUGGCCGAGCAUACGUCUUCCUCAACAAGAGCAACAAAGCCAUGCCGUAUCUCAACCGUCCAUACAAGACGCAGAACCCCUUGCUAGCCUGUAUUGGGAAUCGGUACAUUGACCCGCCAGAGGACGCAAACUCCGACCGGGUUGUUGAUACAUGUACUUGGCCCGAGUACAUUGACGAGACUGGUCAAGUACAUUUCCAAGAAAACCCUCGGCGGAAGGAUUGGCAGCGGAUGAAGAGCCGCGUGAUCAAGCCAGACUGUGUCGUCUACUGCAGUGGAUACAAGCAAACCUUCCCUUACCUUGACAAGUCGUACCCUACAGCCGCGGAUGCGCAGAUUCGAAACAUUGUCAGCCCGUCCCAUCCGGACAUUGCUUUCAUUGGAUUUGUUCGUCCGGGCGUCGGGGCUAUUCCACCCAUCGCGGAGCAACAGGCCAUGUGGUGGACCGCUCUCAUCACCGGUCAAAUGGAUCUACCGACGGAUCCGCCGCAUUAUCACUUACUUGCGGCCAAGGGAUCCCGCAUCCAGUAUGGGGUGGACCACAGUGCCUACAUGAGCACGCUUGCUCGAGACUUCGGUGGCGCGCCGGGGCUGCGGGAGCUAUACCGCGAGCACGGACUGCGCAUUCUCCUUGUCUACUGUUUUGGUGCCUCGUUUGUCACAUUCUAUCGCCUGGUCGGUCCUUUCAGGUCUCCUGUCGCGCCUGAAAUUACUCGUACGGAACUCGAAGAGACCAUCCGUCGUCGUGGCAUCCUUGGCAAUAUCUUCUUUGGCGUUAUCCCGAUGUUGUUCUAUGGAGUGUUGAAUGCGGUUGCCUUUGCUCUGGACCGAAUGGGACUGAUCCCGGCGGAAGACAAGAUUAUUUAG